CCGAAGCGGUCGCGACUCUUUCCGGGCGCGCGCGCGCGCCCGUCCUCGCGGGGCCUCCGGAAACGCGAGGACGGGCCCACCUCGAGAUCGGAACUUCGCCCUCUGCGAGCCGCUUUCCGGAGCCUGGCCGAUUUCUUUGUGCGCUUAACCUCUGUCGACGUCAGGGCGAGGGCCACAUUAUUGCCUUAGUAAUUUUUUAAUCCUACCGUAUCGAGCAUCGUCGUGCCGACGAUCGAAGGAAUAAAGACGGUACGAGCUCAGGGGUGACUCUGUCGAACGUGGCACGGAUUCAGGUACAAUUCAAGGAGAGGUGGAAGAGUUAAGCUGUCCGAAAGGAGAUGGUCAUGGAUACAGCGCCUUCGCCACAAAGUGUCGGUCGUGAGUUCGUCCGACAGUACUAUACUCUGCUCAAUCAAGCGCCGUUACAUCUGCACAGGUUUUACAACCAACAGUCUUCCUUUGUCCAUGGAGGACUCGAUGCGUCCAGCAAGGAGAUGAACCCUGUUAUUGGCCAGAAACAAAUUCACCAGAAGAUUCAACAGUUAAACUUUCGUGACUGUCAUGCCAAAAUCACUCAGGUGGAUUCUCAGGCUACACUUGGAGAUGGCGUCGUCGUACAGGUGACAGGAGAGUUGUCCAAUGCUGGCGAACCAAUGCGUCGCUUUACACAAACGUUCGUAUUGGGAGCCCAGGCACCCAAGAAGUACUAUGUGCAUAAUGACAUCUUCCGCUAUCAGGACAUGGUUUUUCCGGACGAGGAAGAGGGUUGUGUGGAAGGGGUAAAAGGAGGUGUCGGUGAAAAUACUGAGCGAGAAGGCGAGGAAGGUGGUCGUUCCGAACCCGAAGAGGAUCAGGAACAAAAUCAGGGGCAAACACAUUUAACCGUCACUGCCAUCGAACAGCAAGUUCAACCGCCUCUCCUUCCCACUCAGCAAGCACCAUUACAGCAAGUUUGUUACGCGCCACAACCACAGCAGCAAGUACACCCAGUGAUGCAGCCAGUGACCAUCAAUGGUUCCAUUCACGAAGAGGCACCAUUGAUCGCUCAACAGCCGCUGCAACAACCGCAACAGCAGGCACCUCCAGCAACGGCACCUCUGCAACCGCAGCACCCACCACAUUCGCACACGUACAUUCCCGAACCCGUUCCCCAGGAACAAUUUCCUCAGGAAUCGGACACAUCGGCCGAACAGCAGCAGCAGGCGGAAGAGGAACCACAGGUGCAGGUCGAAGAGUCUCACGAGCAGCCGGAAGCGGAAACAUUUCCAGCCACGGCACCCGAACCAGAGCCGGAACAUCCAGUGGCGGCUGCAACCACCAACAGCAGCGGUCCUAAGACUUACGCGAACCUGGUUAAAUCUUUCUCGAAUGCUGCUGGAGCUACCAGCCCACAAGCGCCAAAACUAUCCAUGUCUCCGCCGCCAAUGUCGAAUUUGCGACUAGACGAAAGAUCUUCGAUGCAUCCAAGCAGCAGCGGUCCCUCACUUUCCACUCCAGGUGGUAUGUCGUCCGGGAUGCCACCGGUCCACAGAGUCGGUGGAAGCCAACCACCGCAACAUCAGCAUCCACAACAGCAAAGACCUACGAGGGGUGGUCCGGUACAACGAGGUACGGGGAGGGGUCCACCACGACCUCCCUUUUCUUCCGAUGAUAAUGGCUGGGACGGCGACCGUCGCGGAAGACUCAACCAGUACAGCGACGCGCAACAACUCUUCCUGGGCAAUCUGCCGCACAAAGCGUCGGAACCGGAGCUUCGGAAGAUGUUCGAGAGGUUCGGCAAUGUUGUCGAGCUGCGCAUCUUCAGCAAGCAGACCGAGAGAGGCAAGGGUGUUCUGGGAUCGAACAACACGAGAGUACCCAAUUACGGUUUCAUCACAUUCGAGGACCAUCAGGUCGUCACGAAGAUUCUGGACUCCGGGCCGUUCUACUUCCCCGACGACAAUGGCCAGCAACAGAAGCUGAACGUGGAGAAGAAGAUCAGACCUAGGAUCUCGAUGGACGGGGGAAGAUCGGCAACCGGGGAUGGUAACAUGCGGCCCAUGAGUGGACAGCAGCAACAGCAACGUGGUCCAGGUGGCCCAGGAGGAGUGAUUCGAGGUGGACAUCAGGGAGCGAGAGGUGGCCGCGGCGGAUUCUCACGCGGAGGAGACGGCGGCAGAGGCGGCGGCGGUAUGAGGCAGCCUGGCACCCCGAACAACCCCGGGUACCAGAACCGUCGCUGACCAUUUCGACGACGCGAGCGUCGUCCCCAGCCCCUCCGUCGUCACAGCAACGAGCCAGUGGUAUACUUUCCCGACACGAGGCCGACCACCGUCUCGGACGUCGCUCGCCGCCGACGUUUCCGCAUAACCUCGCAGGCGACCUUCGUCAUGGCACCGAAGAGCGCAUCCCAGAUCCCGCGGCGCUUCCGCUCGAACUCGAAUGCGAAACUCUACGCGCAGCAGACGUCCCUGGUGUCGUUAGGGCGGCCCCAGGUCCGCACCCCCGAGAAGGCUCGAACCUACCUUAAGCAGCGUUCGCACGUCCUCGACACCGUUAACGCGAUCCUCUACCUGAAGACCCUACUUCCGCAGCACCGAUCCUUUUGAUUCGAGUUCGACCGUUGUUUCCGUCUCUUUUUUUCUUUUUUUCCUUUUAUUCUCUUCUUUUUUUUUCGACUUUCUUAUACCCCGCCGCCAAGCGACGUCUGAGACUUUAUUAAACAUCGUUCGUACGUAAACACAGGACAAAUACAUACAUACGCUCAGGAUGCGCGCAGCAGGGCGAGUCGUUCGCGGAAUGAGGCGCGAUUUCGUGACGUCGGUACGUGGAUCAGGAAAAUUGGCUAUCGCGAGGAGUUCGUAGGCGAGGCCAGGGCUCGCUUUCUUCUGCGCCGUUGACGGAACUUCUCCGUUUAGGCUCGGGGGUAUCGGUCGUGGCGAAAUGUGUACACGAUGGGUCCCCGCGGCGAGCAUGGCUACUCGAAGAUUGGCUAUUGCGACGGCGAUGUCGCCGGGUCGGUAGUUUGCCGAAGUAGGACGACUGGUUCUUAGGACGCACGUAGACGGGACACGGCUGAGUCGAUUUCCUCGCCUUUCUUUCCUUUUGUUUUUAAUUUCUCUUUUAUAUUGCUUCUGUACUUUUGUCGAUAGAGCAACGCUCGGUAUCCCUCGAGAUAGGGAGCUAGUAGGAGGGGGCGAGCCCGCCGAUAUAUAUUUUACAUUGUGAUCUCGUUCCUUGACCGUUUACGGGUUAACGGAAAGGACUCGUCCACGCGACAGGGUGUCCCGAUGUCGCGCCUCCGUUUCCGUUUCUUCUUUUAGUCUUAUUUCCCUCGCGAAUUGCGGAAAGACUCGCGGCGCGAAUGCUCGGGCCUCCUUGUGGCCAUCUUCUCUUUCUCCCUCUCUCGCGGUGACGUCUUUUGCUACGGACAUAUCUUGGACUCUCGCCUGAUCGGCCUGCCGUGUACUACUAUCCACUAAUUGCGCUACUUAGACACCUUCGACUCGCAAGGUAGACACUUAGGCUCGUGGCGAAGCCGAGGUUCGCAGUGUUCGACGAGACCGCCACGUGAUGUAUAUCCAUAUGUAUAUCGAGAGGAAGGAAAUGAAAAAAGACAGGUUUUAGUCCGAUCUUCAGGGUGAGACCUCGAAGACGAUCUCGCCGUUCCCGGUACCCGCUCGUUUGCGUCUCGACUCGACUCGACUCCCAUUUCGCCAUUUUGUUUUUCCCUCUUUCUGGGUCGGACGUUUCCCUUGGCUUGUGAUAUGUGGAGGGCUGACCCUUCUCGUGACUUCCGCAACCUGGACUGGAUUAACGUAUCGUUAUAAGACUACUUUACAGCAGCGAGUUGUGCACAAAUCUCUCUGGCAAUCGCAGAUCUCGUACUUGGCCAUACUUUAGUGAGUUUAUCGUGUAGAAAGGAGACCCCACCGUGGUGAUCUGUUGCUGACCGGAACUCUCUCUCCGUCAAACGAGUCGAUCCCCUCGUCGAGUUCUCCGACCGACUAGAGUCCUUCCUUCGCGCUUUCACGCGGUUCAGCGUGAAGAGCGACACCGUGUAUUUAACUAUUAUUAGGCUACUAGGUAACGCUUAACUUUAAAGCUCUCGAAAUCGGGGGACGCAUUCUCUCCCUCGUUCGGUCCUCGACAUGGACCGAAACCGCCGGAGAGCACCCGAGAGUUCUGCGAGUGUCAGAGUCGACGUUUAACCGGCUUGUCCGGGUGAUUAUCACCCUGCGAAAUGAAAACUCAGAGCUAAUCUAACCGUCGUUCCCGAUUUCCGAGCGAUAUAUCCUGAUAAGCAAAAUCGUCGUCCACGAGUCUGGAAACCCGCGACCGUAGCGUCUAGAUCGAGGAACCGCCUCGGGAAAUGUUUUACACUGCGACGUGAAUGUGAAAUCGGGCCGAACCUUUGAUUUAUAAAUAAUUUAAGAAGGUGUCACGAGGAAAUCUCCGUCGGGCACGACUUGGACCUUCUAACUCGCUGAGGGAAUGUUUUUCUGGGCCGACUCGACGAAUGUGCAUUACUUCGGACGUCGAUUAAAAAUCAAUUUGAAGCAACAUUCGUCCGUCGAUCGAAUAUCCUCUAAUCUCGCGCCCGCUAAGCGAGUUAAUUGCGAGUCUUCUCAGUCUAAUCCUACAAGUGUAACUCCGAUCUUAGGUCGGGGAGGGUCUUAGGAACGACCUCGUCGUAUGGAGGAAUCGUAUGCAAAACCGACGCGAAGGCGAAACCCGCGUCCCGAGAGCCAGCAAUGUUUAUUCCGAGGCGAUGCAUACUUUAAAGUUACAGCAAUAAAUAGAUAAUGGUUUUAGCUUUGUAAAUAGAAGGGCAUCGGGACGAGAACAACGCAUGAGCUUUCGCGUCGUCUCUGCAACCGAGUCCUCAGGCGGUAACCCGGUAAUCAGCUGAUCCGCCGAUCAGCUGAUCGCCGAAACAACGACCGUUUCUUUUUCUUGUAACGUCCGCGCAACGAUGCGUCGUUGAACGUUCUUGGUGUACUUUUCGGCGCCACUUUGAGGGUGUAGCACGACGAAAGUGGAGAGACGAGGAUACUUGGAUGAGGUAAAACGUAAAGAUGCGAGGACCGCGUCCGAUGGAGCUCCAGAUUUUGUUCGAGGUCCGUACGCGAGAAACAACGCGAGACGCUCAUCUAGAGCUACGUAUAUAACCGACGCAUACGUAGGGGCCGACAGCAAUAAUAGAGUACAGGUUUAGGCCGUGUAAAUAAAGCGAAGGAAAGUAACCCACUGGUCGAUUAGUCGUUUUCACGUCCAGCCUCCGGAUUCAGAGCGAGAGCGGACCCGCGACCCCGACCUCUCGCUUUUACUCGCCGAGGGAAAACCUGAGACUCGGGUCUAGACGUGGAAAAUGUCCAGCGAGAGGAAACGAGGGAAAGAGGGAAACGGCGGGAACUUGUGGACAGGUUGCACGUUAUCAGCUCGGAAUCCGCGUCCAGAAGGGAGUCGAUCCUCGUCUAACGAUGAUAUCCCGGUGGACGUGGAUACCGAGCGAGUUUCGACUGGGAUCGCGAUUCCUUUUAUUAUUAAUAUUAUUGUUUUCAUAUACUAAACGUCCCUAUCGCGAGGAACGGCGGACCGAAUUCUGUCGAGAUGGAGAGACCUGCGCGCGAGGCAAACGUUUUACGAGGAACGCCUUUCGAUGGGAUUUUGCGAAAGAGGGGAAAAGGAAAGAGUGAAAAAUCCGAAAAGGAGGGUAUACACGGAUGCCCAAGUGCUGCGCGCCCUGCAAAUUUGUGACAUGACUGCUCUCAGAAGCCCCCCUUGACCCCACGAUUCCCCACCCCUUUAGGUUAUCCCAUAACGACUCGAGCGAGGAACGCGAAUUAUUAUAACGAUAAAUCUAGAAAGGACGGCGAUAAUUAAGUUGUGAAUUUUUGUAGCGAACGUUUUUAUUUCGCCCCCCCCAUUCCCCGACCUCGUCCCGCCCCUCGCGGGGGCCGCCGUUUGUGUGUACAACCGUGGACAACGUUACUGCGAUAUAUAAAUGAGAAAGAAAGAGAAUAACAUGAGAUAACGUUAAAAUGAAAUGAAAAAACCAAGAAACAUCAGAUGUAUUGUAACUUUUUGCAUUUAGUAUAAUAUACCUGUACCUUACUACCAAGA
Orussus abietinus is the source of this 6105-nucleotide messenger RNA. It is a transcript of the gene rin, whose product is annotated as ras GTPase-activating protein-binding protein 1. Lineage: Eukaryota; Metazoa; Arthropoda; Insecta; Hymenoptera; Orussidae. Gene Ontology annotation, cellular component: cytosol; ribonucleoprotein complex. The coding region runs from base 339 to 2222 and encodes 627 amino acids. The transcript is spliced from 9 exons. The record is from RefSeq and is a predicted model, not a curated record. Gene Ontology annotation, molecular function: mRNA binding.